GCUAUUUAAGGUUCUCCACCAGCCCCAACGAUUCCACUCACGAUUGUCAUCUGCGUGCGCGCGUACUCAUUGUAUAUUGUAUUCUUCAGAAGUAAGAUUAAAAGAGUUUCCAUACAGAAAAAUGCUGCGAAUCGUUGUAACUUUGGCUCUUAUUCUGGCCACAGUCAGUGCCACCGAUGUCAAGCAGUGCAAAAAUAAGCCGUUUCCACUGGGUGUGAAAAUUAAGGAUUGCGAGGAGCCGCCAUGCGUUGUGUACAAAGGAACCAUAGCAGUCAUGGAGGUGCACUUCCUGGGCAAUAACAACAAUAUCAAGAGCAUCACUGCCACCACAACGGCAAGGGUGUUGGGCAUGAAUCUGCCAUAUGUCCUGCCCGACGAAGUGUCCGACGUGUGCCGCAAUCUCCUGUACGGUGCCAUCUGUCCCAUCGACAAGGACGAGGAUGUCACGUAUCAGUUCAACUUCUAUGUGGAGCCCUCGUUCCCGGAAAUCACGGCGGAUGUCACGGUCACGUUGAACGAUGCCCAGAACGAAGCGAUCACCUGUUUCGUCGUGAGCUGUAAACUCCGGAGGGGAGCCACUGCAGCACAGAUGGACGGAUAUCUGUUGGACUGGACGAACCCCCUUUAAGCCGACGAUGUACGCAACUCCAGCCGUUUCGGCCGACUGAAUAUUUCCACUUGUUUGCCAAAUAAUAAACCACAAAACUCUUGCAAUGAUAAAA
Molecule: messenger RNA, 722 nt
Organism: Drosophila sechellia
Lineage: Eukaryota; Metazoa; Arthropoda; Insecta; Diptera; Drosophilidae
Gene: Npc2e
Product: Niemann-Pick type C-2e
Exons: 3
Coding region: 122-628 (168 amino acids)
Biological process (GO): sterol transport
Molecular function (GO): sterol binding
Source: RefSeq, a predicted model, not a curated record